UUAAGACCAGUGGAACGCAGCUGGGCCUAAAGGGAUUACCCUCCUGGGCGCCGGGAGAAAGUCAUAGCCCAGCUCCGCUAAGGCCUGUCCUCAGAGUCCACGGCACCCUGCACCAUGCCAAUGACCCUGGGUUACUGGGACAUCCGCGGACUGGCUCACGCCAUCCGCCUGCUCCUGGAAUACACAGACUCCAGCUAUGAGGAGAAGAUAUACACGAUGGGGGACGCUCCUGACUAUGACAGAAGCCAGUGGCUGAAGGAAAAAUUCAAGCUGGGCCUGGAUUUUCCCAAUCUGCCGUACCUAAUUGAUGGGCCUCACAAGAUCACCCAGAGCAAUGCCAUCCUGCGCUACAUUGCCCGCAAGCACAAUCUUUGUGGAGAGACAGAAGAGGAGAAGAUUCGUGUGGACAUUUUAGAGAACCAGGCUAUGGACACCUCUAAUCAGUUGGCCACAGUGUGCUACAGCCCUGACUUUGAGAAACUGAAGCCCGACUACUUGGAGGGCCUCCCUGAAAAGAUGAAGCACUUCUCACAGUUUCUGGGAAAGCAGCCAUGGUUUGUGGGGGACAAGAUCACCUUUGUGGAUUUCCUCGCUUACGAUGUCCUUGACCUGCACUGUGUAUUUGAGCCCAAGUGCCUGGAUGCGUUCCCUAACCUGAAGGACUUCAUGGACCGUUUUGAGGGCCUGAAGAAGAUCUCUGCCUACAUGAAGCGUGGCCAAUUUGUCCAAGGCCCCUUGUUUGGAAAGAUGGCAAUGUGGGUCGGCAAAAGAUAGGGUUCUGUGAUACCAGGAGAUGGGCGAUGGAGCCAGCACUGUGCCUGCCGCCUGAGGCCCUGGAGAAUAGCCAGAUUCCCUUCACUGCCUGGCACCAGCCUUUUUGUUCCUUUAUGUUUCUUUCUUCUCUUUUCUCCUCCUCAAGGCCUUAUUGGCACCCUUUUUCUAAUCUGACCUUUCCUCAUGCAGGCUUCACCUCUACACUUUCCUUCCUCAAAGUCUCCCUUAUAACAUCACCUGUUCCUGUCCUAAUGCCAGCCUAACCAUCUUUCCCAUCAGUGCUUGUCUGUGCUUUCAGAAGCCCGAAUGGACCCCAAGUUUCUCAGCAUUGCCCUGAAAGGUCAGGACUCCCUGGUGUGCAGGCCCUGCCCCUUGGCUGGAUCUUGGUCUGAUGCCUAAUAAAGCCUAAACACA
This is a messenger RNA of Otolemur garnettii (small-eared galago), 1188 nucleotides long. Its product is annotated as glutathione S-transferase Mu 1. The record is from RefSeq and is a predicted model, not a curated record. NCBI's taxonomy places the organism in Eukaryota, Metazoa, Chordata, Mammalia, Primates, Galagidae. Gene Ontology annotation, biological process: glutathione metabolic process. The transcript is spliced from 8 exons. Gene Ontology annotation, molecular function: glutathione transferase activity. The coding region runs from base 115 to 774 and encodes 219 amino acids.